Molecule: messenger RNA, 2193 nt
Organism: Lycium barbarum (goji berry)
Lineage: Eukaryota; Viridiplantae; Streptophyta; Magnoliopsida; Solanales; Solanaceae
Exons: 4
Coding region: 1-2193 (730 amino acids)
Biological process (GO): DNA integration
Molecular function (GO): nucleic acid binding
Source: RefSeq, a predicted model, not a curated record
AUGGGGAAUGUUGCGAGGGAAUUGUUAACUGGUAUCCUUUUCUGUUCAGAUGCACACAUAGUUUGGCAGGAGUUAAAAGAGAGGUUUGAUAGGAAUGAGUAUGAUUCAAUCAUUCCACCUAGACCUUGUGAUUGUGAAAAAUCAGCAAAGUCAGUAGAGAAUCUACAAUACCAAAGGAUAUUGCAAUUUUUUAUGGGACUUAAUGAAGGAUACAGUCAGGCUCGUAGCCAAAUUCUGUUAAAAACUCAAUUGCCUAGCGUCAAUCAGAUUUAUGCAAUGCUAGUUCAGGAUGAAAGUCAAAAGAUGAUGACUGGGAGCAGUUAUGCAGCUAUAGAACACAUUGAGCCUACAACACUGUUUACUGCUAGAGCAACAGUUCAAAGGCCUAGAAGGAACUUCAAUCUUGUGUGUAACUUUUGCCACAUGAGAGGACACACUAGAGAUGGUUGUUACAAGCUGAUGAAAUGUGAAUUCUGUGGUCAGAAGGGCCAUGUGAAAGAGACUUGUUACAAAUUAAUUGGCUAUCCAGCAGAUUUUAAAUCCAAGAGGAAAAAUGGUACAACAACUAGCACUUCAAGUGGAUACAUGGUUCAAGGGGAAAACAGCUGUGCAACUGGAGAACAUUUGACUCAUAAUGGUAGUAGCAACUUAAGGCCAAUAGGUAAAUACAUGACUCAUGGAGAGAGCAAUGGUUCACAUGCAUACAUGGCUCAAGGUGAAGGGAGUAGCAUGAAUAAUAUGCACAUGAAUGCACCAGGAAACCUCUUUACCAGAGAUCAGUUCAAUCAGAUCUUGACCUUACUCAACAAAGCAGGAGUGAACAACACCAAUGAUAACACAAAUGCAGGUGGAAACUCAGGACCAAAUGUUGCAGGUGGUAAUGCAACAAACCACAUGAUUCAUAAUGACAAACUAAUGUUAGAUGAUACAAAAGUAGGAAACAAUGGCAAUGUACAACUGCCAACUGGAGAUACUACAAGAGUGACUUAUACUGGAGAUUGUCCUUUGUCUGGAGGUGAUGUGAUCAGGAGUGAUCUCUUCACUGGGAGAGUGAAGGAGAUUGGUAAAGAGCAAGAAGGAUUAUACAUUCUGCUAUCACAAGUGAAUAAAACCAAGGUCCGGAUGGACAGCUCAUUUGCAGCAACAAGAUCAGCAACAAGAACUGUUGAUCCUACCUUGUGGCAUCUAAGGGUGAAAUCAGAUGUAGCUGAAUUGUUAAAAUCUUUCCUUGCAAUGGUCUCAAACCAGUUUGGCAAACAGGUCAAAAUGUUUAGAUCAGAUAAUGGAUCUGAGUUCUUUAAACAGUCAUGUGGUGAACUUUUUAAAAUGCAUGGCAUAAUCUAUCAAAGUUCUUGUCCCUACACCCCACAACAAAAUGAGGUGGUAGAGAGAAGACAUAGGCAUAUUUUGGAAACUGCCAGGGCUAUUAAAUUCCAAGUAUGCCUACCUGAUAAAUUCUGGGGUUGUUGCAUUGAAAGUGCAACGUAUGUUCUUAACAAAAUUCCUUUAUCUAGUUUGGAGUUCAAAUCUCCAUUUGAAAUGCUUUACAACAGGACACUAUCCUUACAGCAUAUGAGGGUCAUUGGUUGCCUUUGCUAUGCCACUAAGUUACCCAAAGAUGACAAGUUUAGUCCUAGGGCAGUCAAGGCAGUUUUACUUGGCUAUGGUUUGCAUCAGAAAGGCUAUAGGAUUUUUGAUCUUGUCAAUAAGAUUUGUUUCAUUAGUAGAGAUGUUGUAUUUCAUGAACUUAUCUUUCCUUUCAAAAAUCCUCAGAAUAGCAUUAGUGAUGAUGGUAUUGGUGGUUCUCUCACUUCUUUUCCCCUCGUGCACAUUACUCAUACUUCACCUGUGACCGAUCUUGCAUCAUCACCACACAUCUCACCUGCAGUUGAGGAUACUGUUCUUGUCCCAAUCACUCAGAAGAUGCCAAUUCCUCCUGAGUUAGACCAUCAUGCAGAGUUCAAUGAGGAGGUUGUUCCUCCUAUGAUGGAUAUUGCAGACCAAGAUGAGUAUGCCAAUCACUAUGAGAUUGUGCCAACUGCUCAUGAGCAAGGUGCAUCCAGGACUGUUAGGGCAACUAAACCUCCCAUUUGGUUGAAGGACUAUGUCACCUUGUCUAAUAGCAAGCAGAAAAAUGGACCUAGUGUCAGUGCUUGUUCCUAUCCCUUGUCAGAUGUCCUGAGUUACAAAUGA